Exophiala oligosperma is the source of this 1962-nucleotide messenger RNA. RefSeq lists its product as uncharacterized. Lineage: Eukaryota; Fungi; Ascomycota; Eurotiomycetes; Chaetothyriales; Herpotrichiellaceae. The coding region runs from base 362 to 1759 and encodes 465 amino acids. The record is from RefSeq and is a predicted model, not a curated record. The transcript has 2 exons.
CUUUGUCUUCCCAUGUCGCUAUGUUCGGAUCGACUGUUGAUCUGAACACUUCGUCAUGUCGUUGCUUCAGACCCGGUCUGCUUUACUCUGCUCGAUCUAGGCGAAAACCUCCUGCAACCUGUUUUCCAUACCUUCACGUCCCUAUACCCCUCCUACCUCUUUGCAGCAGUCCUCCCUUUUAGCACUCACUUCGCAUCGAGCUGUUUUCUUCCAAACUUGACAUCCAUGCCCCCUCCUCAACGGUUAAAACUGCUCGGAAGGAAGAUCACGCUGUCGGAAGCCCUUAGCGAUGAAGAUGACGUCCUCCAGAUGCUCAAAUAUCCAAAGAGACGGAUCGAGUUGAUAGUCUUUGUUCUUGAAAAUGAGCAUCGGAUUCUUCAGAUUGCUGCACAACAUCUCAAUGUCAAAACUAAUGCGUGUGAGCUUUCGCCUGGGUCUGAAUGGGUUCAUGGAAGUUUCAAUCUAUGCAUUCCUGUUCAGGUCAACUGGAAAGGGCACACGCGUUUUGUUCCGCAUUCCUCUCCCAUACAAAAUUGGAGAGGAUCAUUUUCCUGGCAACGUCGAUGAGAAAAUUCGAUGUGAAGCAGCUACCUACAUCCACAUUCGCCAGUGCUGUCCAGAAAUACCUAUCCCUUUACUCUUAGGCUUUGGUCUUCCUGCUGGACCUAGUUUCACACCUCUCGAGAAUACCUCCUUUUUAUGCCGGAUUCGACGAUGGUUCUCAAACCAACUUCGCACAUUAGCCAGGUAUCCACUACCGUCGCCUUUUGUCCAGGAUAACCAAAUAUCUAGUCUUCAAACAGGGUAUCUUCUCCUCGAGUACAUUGAGGACGGACAGACGCUCUAUCAGACGUUUGAUUCUCUCAUGGGCGAUUCGUCACGGCGACAGAACUUGUUUAAGGAUCUGUCUCGUAUCAUGGUCUCGCUAGCGAAAAUCCCUCAAGCUCGAAUUGGUUCUUUCACCAUUGACAAUGAGGGAUUCAUAUCACUCUCUAACCGCCCGUUGACCCUCCGACUCCAAGCCCUGGAAAAUGAAGGUAUUUCGACCAACAUUCCCCGCAUGCGGACCUAUGAAUGUACAGAUAGUUACGCGUUGGAUCUUCUCGCCUAUCAUGACAGCCGGCUCCUCUGUCAACCAAACUCAAUGAACGAUGGUAUAGAUGGGAGGAGACAGAUGUCUGUGGUAGGACAGAUGAGGUCUAUCAUGCCGCAGUUUCUUAACUCCAAGACUAAACGUGGCCCCUUCUUCUUCCGUCUCACCGACCUUCAUCCAAGCAACAUCUUCGUCAACGAAUUCGGGCAGAUAACAUCGCUAAUAGAAUUGGAAUGGGCUUGUUCACACCCAGUUGAGAUGUUGAGGCCCCCAUACUGGUUGACUGGUCAAAAUGUUGAUGACCUUGAAGGGGCUAAUUUUGAGAAAUUCUCCAGUGCCCAGGAAGAGUUCAUGACCGAGUUCCACCAACAGGAGAGCCUCAUCACGUCGGAGGUUAGACGAAGUGCAUUCAUGAAAGAGAACUGGACCCUUGGAUCUUUCUGUUAUUCUCAUGCACUCGAAUCUACGAAAGGCUUGUACAACAUCUUCAAGCAGCAUAUCAUGCCUCGCUUCUCCGGAGACACAGAGUUCCCCGACAUUUCACAGUAUUGCAGUAACGACACAAACAAGAUCAUCUUUUCCAAACUUGAAGAGAGGAAAGAUUAUCUUCAACAGUUGACAUCUGCAGCAUUGGCCCCCGACUCAGACUCGGAUAGUGAUAGCUGACCUCUAAGAAGGGGAUCGUAGCUGGCUAGCACAAUGCAAACGACGCCAGCCCAUAGGAUGUGCUUCUGUGAACGCAUUGGGUGACCGCCUCUGCUACAUGGCGAUAGGUAUUAUGCACACCCCACCUCUGGAUUACUCACAAGACUAUACUUAUCACUGAGGUCGCUCCCCCCAGACUUGUCGUGUAAUUGCUUAGUAUCAAU